UCUGGGCACAGGGAGCAGACAGCCUCCCCCACAGCCUGACCCGCCCUGCUGCCGGCACUACAAAAGCAUAGCUCCAGAGGCUGGUAGCAGGGAAAGGCACUGGAAGCAUGAGGUAGCCAUCAACUGUCUUUCAUCCUUAGAAGCUGGAAGGCGUUGAACGCCCCAGGACUGCUUACCAGCACGGCGGCAGAGGCACAAGGAUGGGGAUCCUUAUCAGAAGUCUUCAUUUCUACUUCACUUCCUUCUUACUCAGCAGAGCAAAUGGCUUCCUAACUUGGAGAACUACUGAGUCUGCCUUCCCAUUUUAUAACUACUCGUACUUAAACCUCUCUUCUGUAUCAGAAGCACAAGCUCCCAAAAUGGCGAGAGCUCUCAACUUCUCACACAACAUAAUUGAAAAAAUAACCAAGAGAGACUUUGAAGGCUUUGAUGCACUGGAAGUUUUAGACCUUUCCUACAAUCAGAUUAAGGACAUUGAACCUGGCACAUUUGAGAUUCUGCUCAGCCUUGUUUCUGUGAAUUUAUCUUUUAAUGACAAGAAACUUCUUGUAUCUGGUCUUGCACCUCACCUGAAACUCUUAGCAACUAGCAGAGCCUCUGACAAAUCAACAGAGGCUGCUCUGGAGCCUCCUGCAUCAGCUGAAGAGCUGCCACAUUCAGGAAGUCCACCUGACCUGCAAAAGAUUAAUCUGAGGCUCAGACGAAGUACAAGGCAUCUUCGAAGAGCAGAGGAAAAUACAAUGGUCUCUCCAACAGCCACACUGAGGCCUAAUCGCUGUGGACUACCAAUAAACGGGACUCUCGAUCUGUCGAAGAGCAAACUGUCUGAGGAAGAGCUGACGGAAAAACUAGACCCAGACCUCUGCCAAGCUCAGCUGGAUGGUGUUUUGGAGCUUGACAUUAGUCACAAUGACCUGGAAAUGGAUCUUCUAUCACUAUUCAUCCUGUUUUUGCCGAUGAAAAAUGUACAGUCUAUUGAUGUCAGUUACAACAACAUAACAAUUAACAAUAUAGAUGUGGAAGCAAUCUGUCGCUUCCCGUUCAGCAAUCUUUCUUUUGUAAAUAUUAGCAACAAUCCCCUAAACAACUUGGAAACGAUAUGCCUCCCUCCAACCAUCACAGUAAUCGAUUUGUCCUUCACAAAUAUAAGUGUGAUACCUCAAAAUUUUGCUAAAAAGCUAUUUAACUUAGAAAAUAUGUAUGUUCAAGGAAAUCACUUCAUAUACACUGUACAUCCAAAACCCAACAAUACAGCUCCAAAGUUUGCCCCUGGUACUGUACAUAUUAGUGCAAUUUCACUUGUCAGAAACCAGGCAGGUACACCCAUCGAAAGCCUUCCAGAAAAAGUAAAACACCUGAAAAUCUCCAACUGCUCCAUUGUAGAACUUCCAGAAUGGUUUGCCAACAGAAUGCAAGAAUUACUCUUUUUGGAUCUCAGCAGCAAUCGUAUUUCCAUGCUUCCUGACUUACCUAUCUCCCUGCAGCACCUUGACAUAAGUAACAGCGAUAUUAAAAUAAUACCCCCUAGUUUUAAAUCUCUCCCCAACUUAACAGUAUUUAAUAUUCAAAAUAAUAAGGUUACAGAUAUGCAUCCCGAAUACUUCCCGUUGACUUUAACAAAAUGUGAUAUUAGUAAAAAUAAGUUGAGUGUAUUGUCAUUAACCAAAACCAUAGGGAAACUUGAAUUCCUUAAUGUCUCUAGAAACCUAAUAACCAGACUGGAACCCACCAGCCAACUUCGUUUGCUCACUAAUCUGGAUGGUAGUCACAAUCUAAUUUCAGAACUCCCUGAUCACUUUGGGAAAUCUCUUCCAAUGUUGAAAUAUUUUAAUUUAUCGGGGAAUAAGAUCUCUUUCCUACAGCGUGGCUCUCUCCCAGUUUCUCUGAUGGAGUUGGACAUUAGCGACAACGCCAUCACAACCAUAGCGGAGGACACUUUUGGACAGUUAACAAGUUUGAGCAUUUUGACUGUUCAAGGUAAACAUUUUUUUUGUAACUGUGACUUGUACUGGUUUGUAAAUGUCUACGUCCAUACCCCACACUUGCAGAUAAAUGGCAAAGAAAAUCUCAGGUGCAGCUUUCCACCAGACAGACGGGGCUCGCUGGUGGAGGGCAGUAAUCUCACACUUCUGCACUGCUCCUUGGGCAUUCAGAUGGCCAUCACAGCUUGUGUUGCCGUUCUGGUUGUUUUGGUGUUGACAGGCUUAUGUUGGCGUUUUGAUGGGCUGUGGUAUGUGAAAAUGGGUUGGUACUGGUGUAUGGCAAAGAGGAAGCAGUACAAGAAGAGGCCAGAAAACAAGCCCUUUGACGCCUUCAUUUCAUACAGUGAACAUGAUGCAAAUUGGAUGAAAGAGAAUCUCCUGGUAAGACUGGAAACUGACGGAUUCAAAAUAUGUUAUCACGAGAGAGAUUUCAAACCAGGACAUCCUGUCCUUGGCAACAUUUUUAACUGCAUAGAGAACAGCCAUAAAGUCCUUUUUGUUCUCUCUCCCAGUUUUGUAAACAGCUGCUGGUGUCAGUAUGAACUGUAUUUUGCUGAACACCAGGUCCUGAAUGAAAAUCAGGAUUCCCUCAUUAUGAUCGUGCUGGAAGACCUCCCACCCAACAGUAUUCCACAGAAGUUCAGCAAACUCAGAAAACUAUUGAAAAGAAAAACCUACUUAAAAUGGAGCCCUGAAGAACACAAACAGAAAAUAUUCUGGCAUCAGCUAGCAGCUGUCCUAAAAACAACAAAUGAACCAUUUAUUGUGAGAGCAGAAAACGGACCCACUCAAGAUAUGUAUGAGAUGGAAUGAGAUAAAAGAACUUGUAAAGAUUGUGCCUGGAAAGCCUGCAGUCAAAUAAAAGUGUUUCUGUGAUUACCUU
Molecule: messenger RNA, 2865 nt
Organism: Anas platyrhynchos (mallard)
Lineage: Eukaryota; Metazoa; Chordata; Aves; Anseriformes; Anatidae
Gene: TLR-15
Product: toll-like receptor 2
Biological process (GO): toll-like receptor signaling pathway; inflammatory response; immune response
Cellular component (GO): signaling receptor complex; plasma membrane
Molecular function (GO): triacyl lipopeptide binding; transmembrane signaling receptor activity; protein binding
Source: RefSeq, a predicted model, not a curated record